UUAUGAAACAAUAUAUUUCUUUUUUCUUCGAUCAGGAAGGAGAAAACGCUGAAAAUACUCCUGAAAUUUUGGUCGGUUCAAAGUGGACGGGAAUAUGGAUAACAUGGGGUGGUGGUUUCAUUUCCGCUGGUAUCGAGGGAGCAAUGAAACCUUUAGUGAUGCAGGAAUAUAAGAAAAAACAUGGAAUUACAAGCUUGUACCCAGAAACAUUUCUGUAUUAUGGAGUUCGAGGGACGAACGUUUUGUGGAGCACCGCGUUCUGUCACAUUCAUUGCGAGACGCAUACGACUUUCGGCAUUGAUUUUUCGAAAGUUUGGGCCAUGCAAAAAAAUAACGAUACGAUCGAUGUUCGGCUUUUCGUUCGUGCGAGCCAAAAUAUCCAAAUACGUUUGUAUCAAACUCCAUCGAUAGAAUAUCCCUCCGUGACGGUAAUAAUAAGCAAAGACGUUACGACACUAACGUAUCAAGAAUUCGAAGAAUCGUCCAAACAUUAUUUAAAAGAGAUCUCCACCUCAGGCUUGCUCGAUUUUUGGUCAUGGAGGGAGUUCAGCAUCAGCAUUUUUGGCGGACAUUUACGCGUGUAUUCACAUAAGCAGAGAGGUGCUAUCGAAUUAUUGUACAUGAACGAAAUCUUUUUUGCUAGUUUGAGGUGGUUUAGCAUUGGAAGCGAAAAGACAAUAGCGCAAUGGACGCUAUUUUGUUCUCCGGAAGGUAACAUUCCUCGAUUUAAAUCUUCGUGUUACGCGUAUUUAUCGUCAGAUGUGCGUAAAUUAAAUUUCAUAGUAGAAUGCAAUUAUACCGAAGAAAAUAUACUCGAUAAAUGAUUAUACGUCGAUACGAAAGACGAUUAUAGGAAACUUACGUUUAAAUAGAAUCAGAUGCGGUAGAAGAUGCUUGGCCACCAAAUUGUUUGUCCGAUAUAGGAGAUUUUCAAUUCAAAGGUACACAAUGGACAAGCAUUAAAGAAAUUCCAUGUAUUCCAUGGAUAUCGAAAGAAGUAAGAAAUAUACUUAGUAAAAGGUUAUUAAUAUAUCAAACUAAAGAUGUUAAUUAAAAGAUAAAUGAUUUUGACAUGAUUCAGACACUUGAUCUUUCAGACAGUACAUACUUACAUAACGCGUGCAAUCAUAGUAGAUAUGUAAAUCUGUAUUACAGUGAACAACGAUAAUUGUUGCAAUUACUGUAAUAAUUACUGUAAACAUGAAAUUUUUCAUUUUGGUAUAUAAGAUCCCAGCAGAGAACAAAGAUGACAAUAAUUUUAUCGACGGAUCUGCUUUGAAGGCACUUAAUAAAUGUAGAAAUCCCACUCGCGACUCCAAUGGUCCCUAUUGUUACGCAUACGUCCCUUGGGAGAGUGUAACGAUUUCAAAACGAUAUUGCUCCAUUCGAAAAUGUAGAUCGUCAGGUAAUUAAUGAUUCUAUUUAGGUGUUAAUUAAAAUUUCGUCCCGAUAAAUACAAUUUUUGUACUUAAAUACAGUAAAGCUCCGUUCGUCU
Molecule: messenger RNA, 1495 nt
Organism: Bombus impatiens (common eastern bumble bee)
Lineage: Eukaryota; Metazoa; Arthropoda; Insecta; Hymenoptera; Apidae
Exons: 4
Coding region: 3-824 (273 amino acids)
Source: RefSeq, a predicted model, not a curated record